AUGAAGCUUCUUCUUCUCCUUCUACUUCUCCUCCACAUUUCUCAUUCUUUCACCGCCGCUCGUUCAAUCUCCGAGUUCCGUGCUCUUCUCUCACUCAAAUCCUCCAUUGUCGACGAACAGUCACAUCUCAGCUCAUGGAAGCCUUCGACGAGCUUCUGUUUAUGGUCCGGUGUCACGUGCGACGUCUCUCGCCGACACGUGACCUCCCUUGACCUCUCCGGCCUGAACCUCUCUGGUACUCUAUCCUCCGACGUAGCUCAUUUACUUCUGUUGCAGAAUCUAUCAGUCGCUGCUAACCAGAUCUCGGGUCCUAUUCCGCCGGAGAUCGCUAAUCUCUCCACCCUCCGUCACCUAAAUCUCUCCAACAAUGUCUUCAACGGUUCGUAUCCCGACGAACUCUCCGCCGGAUUGGUGAAUCUCCAGGUUCUCGAUUUGUACAACAACAAUCUAACCGGAGAUUUGCCGGUUUCCAUCACUAAUCUGACGCAGCUCCGCCAUCUUCACCUUGGUGGGAACUACUUCGCCGGCCGAAUCCCGGCGGUGUACGGAAGCUGGCCUGUUCUCGAGUAUCUAGCAGUUUCCGGCAACGAGCUAACCGGAAAAAUCCCUCCGGAGAUCGGAAACCUAACGAGCCUUCGGGAGCUUUACAUCGGAUAUUACAACGCUUUCGAAGACGGUCUUCCACCGGAGAUUGGAAAUCUAUCGGAGCUCGUCCGGUUCGACGCCGCUAAUUGCGGUUUGACAGGAGCGAUUCCGCCGGAGAUUGGGAAACUUCAGAAUCUCGAUACGUUGUUCCUGCAAGUAAACGCGUUUUCAGGGACAUUAACUCCGGGGCUGGGGAUGAUUUCGAGCUUGAAAUCAAUGGAUUUAUCUAACAACAUGUUCACCGGCGAGAUUCCGGCGAGUUUCGAACAGCUGAAGAACUUAACGCUCUUGAAUCUCUUCAGGAACAAGCUCUACGGAGCUAUACCCGAAUUCGUCGGCGAUUUGCCGGAGCUCGAGGUGUUGCAGCUGUGGGAGAACAAUUUCACCGGUAGCAUUCCUCAGAAACUGGGGGAAAACGGUAGACUAGUGAUUCUCGACCUCUCCUCCAACAAACUCACCGGAACUCUGCCGCCGAAUAUGUGCUCCGGUAACCGGUUAGUGACCUUAAUCACUCUCGGCAACUUCCUGUUUGGCUCCAUCCCGGAUUCGCUCGGCAAAUGCGAGUCCCUGACCCGGAUCCGAAUGGGUCAGAAUUUCCUCAACGGGUCGAUCCCGAGGGGGCUUUUCGGGUUACCCAAUCUAUCUCAAGUGGAGCUCCAAGACAACUACCUCACCGGAGAGCUACUAGUAACCGGAAGAGUCUCUCCCGACCUCGGUCAGAUCAGUCUCUCAAACAACCAGCUCUCCGGUCCAUUACCGCCGGCCAUCGGAAACUUCUCCGGCGUCCAAAAACUACUCCUGGACGGUAACAAAUUCGCCGGUCCAAUUCCAUCGGAGAUAGGAAAGCUUCAACAGCUAUCCAAAUUAGAUUUCAGCCACAAUCUCUUCUCCGGCCGGAUCGCACCUGAGAUCAGUCACUGUAAGCUGCUAACGUUCGUUGACCUGAGCCGUAACGAGCUCUCAGGUUCGAUCCCUCACGAAAUCACAAGCAUGAGGAUCUUGAAUUACUUGAAUCUCUCGAGGAACCAUCUCCUAGGUUCGAUCCCCGUGACGAUAGCAUCAAUGCAGAGUUUAACAUCUGUUGAUUUCUCAUACAACAAUCUCUCCGGUUUAGUUCCCAGCACCGGACAGUUCAGCUACUUCAACUACACAUCCUUCUUGGGAAACUCCGAUCUCUGUGGCCCCUAUUUGGGUCCUUGCAAAGACGGAGUCAACAAAGGAUCUCAUCUCAAGCCUUUAUCCGCUACCACGAAGCUCUUGCUCGUCCUCGGACUGCUCUUUUGCUCGAUGGUGUUCGCUGUAGCAGCCAUAGUCAAAGCUCGGUCGUUGCGUAACGCGAGCGAGUCCAAGGCUUGGAGACUGACUGCUUUCCAGAGACUAGACUUCACCUGUGACGACGUCUUGGACUCGUUAAAAGAAGACAACAUCAUCGGCAAAGGCGGAGCCGGGAUUGUCUACAAAGGCGUGAUGCCUAGCGGCGAGCUGGUCGCGGUCAAGAGGUUAGCUACGAUGUCGCAUGGAUCUUCUCAUGAUCACGGGUUUAACGCAGAGAUUCAGACGCUUGGUAGGAUCAGGCACAGGCAUAUUGUGAGGCUGCUCGGGUUUUGCUCUAACCACGAGACGAAUCUGCUUGUGUACGAGUACAUGCCUAAUGGUAGCCUUGGAGAGGUGCUUCAUGGGAAGAAAGGAGGGCAUUUGCAUUGGGACACACGUUACAAGAUCGCUCUUGAAGCUGCUAAGGGUCUUUGUUAUUUACACCAUGAUUGUUCUCCGUUGAUUGUUCAUAGAGAUGUUAAGUCCAACAACAUCCUCCUUGAUUCCAACUUCGAAGCUCAUGUUGCUGACUUUGGUCUCGCCAAGUUCUUGCAAGAUUCCGGUACUUCUGAGUGUAUGUCCGCCAUUGCCGGCUCCUACGGCUACAUAGCUCCAGAAUACGCAUAUACGUUGAAGGUAGAUGAGAAGAGCGAUGUGUAUAGUUUUGGAGUUGUUCUUCUGGAGCUUAUCACGGGGAGGAAACCAGUCGGAGAAUUCGGCGACGGUGUCGAUAUCGUUCAGUGGGUGCGUGGCAUGACGGAUUCAAACAAAGAGUGUGUGCUCAAGGUGAUCGAUCUAAGACUCUCUUCCGUGCCGGUACACGAAGUAACGCACGUCUUCUACGUGGCGAUGCUCUGCGUUGAAGAGCAGGCGGUGGAGAGGCCGACGAUGAGGGAAGUCGUUCAGAUUCUCAGUGAGAUCCCAAAGAUUACUCCUACGAAGCAGGAGGCGGUGGAAUCAGACGUGACGGAGAAAUCUCCGGCGUUGAAUGAGUCUUCGCCGGAUUCAGGAAGUCCGCCGGAUCUCCUCAGUAACUAG
Molecule: messenger RNA, 2997 nt
Organism: Microthlaspi erraticum
Lineage: Eukaryota; Viridiplantae; Streptophyta; Magnoliopsida; Brassicales; Brassicaceae
Source: the annotation of a GenBank genome assembly